Molecule: messenger RNA, 2079 nt
Organism: Beauveria bassiana ARSEF 2860
Lineage: Eukaryota; Fungi; Ascomycota; Sordariomycetes; Hypocreales; Cordycipitaceae
Product: protein kinase, putative
Exons: 1
Coding region: 1-2079 (692 amino acids)
Biological process (GO): intracellular signal transduction; protein phosphorylation
Cellular component (GO): cytoplasm
Molecular function (GO): protein serine/threonine kinase activity; ATP binding
Source: RefSeq, a predicted model, not a curated record
AUGACAUUCCUCUCGACUUCCUCAAAGCCUUCCGACAAUGAAUCCGAUGCCCGCGCUCCUCGUCAUGAAAAGCUAGCAUACCAUGAUUCCCACCCGUCUAUCCUGCUAGACCUGGAGACCACGCCUAGCCCCAUGCCGAGACACACAAACCUGUCGCCGCCCUCGCCUGCGCAAAUGGCCGCCUCUCCAGGCGAUCGCGUCCACUCGCCAUCGCGCGUCAAUCAUGGCCAUCCCACCAACAGCUCAGCCAAUGCGCUCAGAAUAUCCACCGACGUCCUCUCAGCAUCACCUGGUGUAUGCUCCUUUCCAAACUACCGCGAUGUCCCGGCUCCAGACAACCGCAACCUUUCACCCUCGCGGAAUUCUCUAAACAGAACCACCUCUACCAACUCUGUGCAGCUCGCGCGAACACCAAGUCUUAAAGCUGCAUUAACAGGCGCGUUUGCCUCGUCCGCCGGAUACAAUAGCAAUGUCUCCAGCCCCGUCAUCAAUGCCAUGGGCGACGUCACCCCGUUGCCCAGUCCCCUCAUGUCAACCGACUCGCCUGGCCCUUGGUCGCGCCUGAGUAUAAACUCGGCUUCUCCCCCUCAGUACCGAGCUAAACUCGACAUUGUGGGCGAAGCAGCCUCUUCCAAUUCCACCCAGCGUGGCUCUCAACCCCCCUCUACGUCGCCCAAGCGCAAACCCUACCUUAACAGCCGACAGCAAGAUUCCAUACCUGCGCCGACGCAAUCCUCAUCGACUGGCAACCAAAAACUAUACCACACGAGGAAUCGCAGCGUCAGCGAGUACGUGCCUGACCCCAUCUCAAUUCCAAAGCGAUCCAUUGUCGUUUCAGGCUCUCAUUCCAGAAGAGAUGGCACUGAGCACAAUGACUCUGGGCUGCGACGAGAGUCUCACCUGGCCGAGUCGCGCGGCCUGACCCCUACCGUCACCAAGCCCCCGACGCCUCCUCCUAGCGACUCGUCCAAGGAUUUCAUGGACAGUCCGGCCAAGGCGCACGAACCCUCUUUCGAGUAUUUCAAGGCGCGAAGCCGCAGUGAUGGCAAGAAGCGGCGCUGGAGGUCUCUCGGCGUUCUCGGUCGCGGCACUUUUAGUCGAGUCAUGCUCGCGACCAGUCAAAUUGUUCCUGAUGGCGACGGUCCAGAGAUGCUGCCAGGCACCCCUGCCGCGUGCCGUCUACCCCGCAAAACCCUAGUUGCUGUCAAAGUCUGCGAACAUGGUCCGCGAGGCGGUGCAAGCGAGGACCGCGUCGAGAUGAGCCUCAAGCGUGAGCUGGAAAUCAUGCAGGUCAUUCACCAUCCUUCGCUUCUCGACCUCAAGGCCUGGAGCAUCGAGCCCACGCGCGCCAUCUUGGUUAUGAGUUUUUGUCCGGGUGGUGAUUUGUUUGAUGUCACUACUUCGCACCGCAAGAGCUUGACUUCGCCCUUGAUGGGCCGCAUCGUGGCCGAGCUUGUCUCUGCCAUUCACUAUUUGCAUCAACAAAAUAUUGUUCAUCGCGACAUUAAGCUUGAAAACGUUCUCGUCAACAUACCCGCGACCGAUCUUGCCAGCACCAACAUCAACUGGUCGACAUAUCCCUACUCCAUCAUUGCCCUCGCCGACUUUGGUCUCUCGCGACGUAUAGCGCCAGGCGAGCAACUCGAAACGCGAUGCGGCUCCGACGAUUAUGCUGCUCCCGAAGUCAUCCUAGGCCAACAAUACGACGGACGCGCCACAGACGCCUGGUCCCUGGGCGUUUUGCUGUACGCGCUGCUCGAAGCUCGUCUUCCCUUUGAUCCUCACCCCGGCAUGAGCGAUGCACACCGCAUGCGCAGUCGCACAAGCCAUCGCAUCGCGCGUGUUGAAUGGCGCUGGGUCGAGUAUGCAGGCGACGAUGGAGACCACGAGGGCGACGCGGCCAAGUUUGAGCGAAGCGGUUUGCUCGGCGCCAUGCACAUUGUCGAGGGCCUGCUCAGACGCUCGCGCAACCGCUGGACCUUGGAAAAGGUGGCAGCCGAGCCGUGGGUUGUGAAUGCGCUUCGCAUCGACGGAGGCAUUCGCUUCAGAGAAGAGGAUGCUGGCGAGGAGGUUCCAUGA